Xenopus tropicalis (tropical clawed frog) is the source of this 4214-nucleotide messenger RNA. It is a transcript of the gene bivm, whose product is annotated as basic, immunoglobulin-like variable motif containing. The transcript has 11 exons. NCBI's taxonomy places the organism in Eukaryota, Metazoa, Chordata, Amphibia, Anura, Pipidae. The coding region runs from base 990 to 2489 and encodes 499 amino acids. The record is from RefSeq and is a predicted model, not a curated record.
AGGAAACUGCAGCUGCCGAAGCAACAACUUUAAAAGUUCCCACAUCUCCGUGCAUGGAGGUUGGGUUAGAGUCAGUGUUACAGCUCUGAGAAGGGGCAGCCAUAGCUCCCAUCUGCUAGGAGACGGUGGAGACAUGGAGGGCCAGCUGAUUGAUGGGGGAUCCGGAUCUGCUGCAGGACUGUUGGGCAGGCUGCAAAGGGGGGUGAGCUGACAGGAGCAUUCCUCUUGACUGGAGCCUUUGAAUUGGCGGCUCCCUUCUUCUGCACUGGUGCUUUCCACCGCGUUCCAGGCCUCUUUCCUGGUAGGCGCCUGACCAAUCCUGAAGCUGGGGUCGCAGUUGAUGUUGCCUCAUUAGAAGGAGGGGACUUGGGACUUGAUGUGAUGCACUGUGUGGUGGAACGCAGGUACAGCUACCCCAGCAAGCGGAGCUCAUCAGUAUCUGCUUCCCUCUGAGCCCAGCGGAGGAUUUCUUCCGACUUGGACAUUCCUGAGGUGGAGAGUAGGGCGGCUGCCGGGGGUGCUUGCGCUGAUCCAGCGGUGCUGUUCUCUGUAGCUUGAAUGCGCUGGGACAUCCUGAACUCGCGCAUCUUGGGACACCAAUCAAAGCCCGAUAUUGCGCACCAAUCACAUCUGUCUGAACAUCUGCUGGAAACUUCUCCCAGAACUAACCCCAUAAUGCACUGCUGCUCUCUCACAGCUAGCUGACCCUAACUUGACCCUACUGUCUAGCAGAGCAAACCAUCAGGCACUCCCUCCCCCCCGUGCUGCGGUUACAUGAACCUGCCUUGGCCGUGUGUGACAGACUGUGCUGCUUUGUUUGGCUAGGGAUUCCGUUGCCUUGGUGCUGCUGCUGUCACAAGCCUUUUACAUUCAAGCUCCCUUGGUCUUGGUUAAAGGAUGAAGUUCGCUAGGUGAGACUGUUUUUCAUCAAAACAUUGCAGAUAUUUCUGUUUUGAUUUGCCCUGAACUGCAUUGUGCAUCUUCAUUCAAUGCCUAACAUAGAAGCUGACAGAGUUACAAGCAUUCCUGAAAAUAACGACCGCAAACCCAAGAGUCAGCCUCUGAGGAAUAAUCUCCAUGACACUGUGAAAUCCUACAGUAUACGAGAUGCUGCCACAGCAAAUAUUGGGCCUCCUGCAGAAAGACAUUAUCCCUGGGGAUGUCCUGUGACACACACAAAGGAAAAGUUCUAUACCAUCUGUGCAGACUACGCCUUUUUAAAUCAAGCAACAUCUCUUUGUAAAUCAUCAAGUUCCGUCUGUAGCUCAAGCUCAGAGGACAAAUCUGCUUUGAGCAAUACAAUAAAUUAUAUUGAUCUCCAGACCAGCGAAUCAGAUUCUGCAUGCAAUGAGGAUGCAAGCUUGGAUUCUUUAUCUGGCAGUCUUGGUACGCGUCCACUUGCCUGGGAAAUUGAUACAUCAGACUUCAGCACAAUGACUACCAGGUUAAAAAGCAGAUCAGGUGUAAAUAAACAAACUCCUAAGAAGAAAACUGAAAGGAAGGCUAAACCAUUACGGGACUGUCCUCAACAUUUAAUCCUAGAUGAUGUUAAACAACGGAAAGUUCUAGACCUCAGGCGAUGGUAUUGUAUCAGUCGACCUCAGUACAAGACAUCGUGUGGCAUUUCUUCUCUGGUAUCAUGCUGGAACUUUCUUUACAGUACUCUGGGAGCAGGAAGCCUCCCACCAAUUACACAGGAGGAAGCUUUACAUAUUUUGGGGUUUCAACCACCUUUUGAAGAGAUUAGGUUUGGUCCUUUUACUGGAAACACAACUUUGAUGAGAUGGUUCAGACAAAUCAAUGAUCAUUACCAUGUAAAAGGAUGCUCCUAUGUCCUCUACAAGCCACAUGGCAAGAACAAAACAGCAGGAGAAACUGCUGUUGGAGCACUGUCGAAGUUAACGCAAGGGUUAAAAGAGGACUCAACUGCCUACAUUUAUCAUUGCCAGAAUCAUUAUUUUUGCCCUAUUGGUUUUGAGGCAACCCCUGCAAAGGCAUCCAAAGCAUACAGGGGCCAACUUUUUCCACAUGAAGUGGAGUAUUGGAUUUUAAUUGGUGAGCCAAGCAGAAAACACCCCACAAUUCACUGCAAAAAAUGGACAGAUAUUGUUACUGACUUAAAUACUCAAAAUCCUGAAUAUUUUGAUAUUAGACACCCUGAAAGAGGCCUUCAAUACAGGAAAACAAAAAAGGUUGGCGGAAACCUUCACUGCCUUCUGGCAUUCCAGAGACUCAGCUGGCAAAGAUUUGGUCCAUGGCCCUUGCAGCUUGGAAACCUUAGGCCAGAGCCCCAGCCACCUAUACAAGGAAGAAGAAUCCCUAAGUCUGAAAGUGAGGAUAACGUCUCCAAGAAACAGCAUGGGCGGCUGGGGAGGUCCUUUAGUGCAGGAUUUCAGCAAGAGCUUGCAUGGAAAAGAAUGUGUAAUAUACGUGAGCGCAGGGGUAGUGGCUCACCUGAAAGUGAUACGGACUGUGAAGGAAAUGACUGAAUUGUAAGAAGUCGGUGUUAUUUGUAGUUUGGGUUCAUGGCACCUCCAUCUAGCUACGCAUUAGGCAUAUAAUGCUGUACAUGGUUGGUAGACAUCUGUAGGGCUUUCAUACAAUUUUUGCAAUUUUAUUACAAUCGUUUUGAAUGUAUCUCUCAUAAACACCAUGCCUGAUCUACAGUAUACUGUAUAUUGGCAUAUCAGAGGGGUUUUAUUAACCACAAAAUUGGAAUUUAAAUAGUUUCUAUUAAACUACAACAGAAAAGCACUGCACCUCAGGUUAUUAAAUGUUUUGGCCUGAAAAAAUGGAUACACAAAAUAACAUUUAAACUUUUUUCCAGUAACUAAAAAAAAUUAAAGUAUUAGCUAAGUAAUUAUCUGUAUUAUAUACUGUUGCCGGCACUGGUAGAAGUUGUGUGUUUGCUUCAGGAACACUAAUACUAUAGUUUUUAUAAAUAAGCUGCUAUGUAGCCAUUGGGGUAGCUAAUUAAAUGGAAAUAGGGCUAAAUGGCCCAUGUAGCAGAUAAAAGCUCUGUAAAGCACCAUUUAAUUCUACAGAGCAUAUUUGUUAUCUGCUAUGUAACCUGACCUUUUUCCCCUGUGGCUAAUAAGCAACUUAUAUAUAAAAGGGAGAAGAGCCAGUGUUCAUGAAGUGAAAAAAUGCAAUUGCAUAGAAAUUUUUUUUUUUUUCUAUAUGAUUGAAUUUUCGCAACUUCAUCAAUUUGUAAAUUGUCCUACCCAUUUUUUUUUCUCUUCAACUUCAAUAUGCAAUUUUAGCCUACUGGCACUGCAUUUGUCUUUGUAUUUUUCACAGACACAAAAUACCAGGAACUGACUCAAAUUUUACCUAACUGCUGAGGUCAAUGUAGUUUGAUAGACAUAAUUUAGGUAUGUCAUAAGAAGCAUGAUACAGUUUGUGGUGUUUUAUCUCAGUGAUACAAAGUGCCACACGUGCCCCUGCACAUAUUUUUAAUGUAUCAGAACACAUAAGCACAUCUUUUUAGUAAACCUCAUAUUUUGUAAAGCGUCAUGCUUCCUUGACUUUGCGUUUAGACUAGAAUGAUUCCUGUAUAUAAAGAAUAUAAUGUUAUCUGUAACUGCAGAUCCCAGAAAGCAUGAACUUUCAUCCAGUUUGGGGGUAUAAAACUGGUAGGUAUCAACAUAUAGCUGUUUGGGUUGCCCUUUAACAGCUACUGAAGCACCUCCAAAUGGGUGUCUCUGCUAUAGAUUAUGCAUGUUUAACAGAGGAUACCCGUUAAUAUAGAAGGGUAGCAAAACUGUCUCCGGUCUGCUUAUUCGAAGCAAGGUUUUGCAGAGAGUGGUUUACCAAAGUCCACAGAGGUAAAGGCUUUUCUGGCUGUCCUUAAACCUAUCUACUGAUGUGCAUCAUAAUCUAAAUAUUGCCUAGCAGAGGGCAGCUUUAUGUUUUAAGUUUUGUUUCUCCCCAUGUCAGCACAUAUCUCUCUGGGCUAUUAUUUAGUGCCAGAAAAAUAAGUAUAAAUGAAUACUAAACUCAACCCACACCACAAGUGUGUCGGUUCUGCUGGAAAGCUGGCAAAGAGAAGCUACAAAAUAUACAUACUGUAAGUAUGGCCAGCAAUAAUGUCUUAAAAAGUUUUCGCUUAUUUUCUACUUUUAUAGUUCUACUUCAUCAAUGUAUCUGCUUCUCUUUCUUUGAUACUGUACCUUUCUUUUCUUAUCUAACUGAUAAAACUUAACUUAUGUACA